This is a messenger RNA of Gasterosteus aculeatus aculeatus (three-spined stickleback), 1711 nucleotides long. It is a transcript of the gene spc25, whose product is annotated as SPC25 component of NDC80 kinetochore complex. Gene Ontology annotation, cellular component: Ndc80 complex. Lineage: Eukaryota; Metazoa; Chordata; Actinopteri; Perciformes; Gasterosteidae. Gene Ontology annotation, biological process: chromosome segregation. The record is from RefSeq and is a predicted model, not a curated record.
UAUUUCCGGUGUUUGAGCCCCGCCUUCUAUGUGUCGACCGCGAAUAUUUGAAAAAAUAGUUAACGUUACUGGUCCAGUGGUGAGACGUUAACUUAAAAAAAGAUCAACGGCAAUUCAAAACAUUGCAAAAAUGACGUCCAUUACCGAUCCAACUUUGAGUGAUGGGUUCACCAGUGCUAUGGAGGAGACUCACAAUAAACAGCUUAAAACAUACGAGGAGAUCAUUGACAUGACUGCAGAGUUGUGCCAAGCCCACACGCAUUCAGUGAAGUCUGCGCUUGAUACAUGUUUAAAGAAAUGUAAGGAUGAUGUGAUGCUGUUUGAGACAAUACAAACAUUCAAAACCGACUUGUUACAGAAAAAUUCGUCAUUGAAAGAGAAACGGCAUGCUAUUUCUGAAAUGAUGUCUGAGAUUCAGCAGAAGGAGAUGCAAAAAGACGCCAUCAUCCAGAAGAUGGAGAAACUUGGAGAAGACCAAGCUAAAAGAAAAGAGUUAAUAGAGUCUCAAAACAAAGCAAACAAAAACCGACUGAAGAAUCUCCAGAAAGCCAGAGUUGUCUUUCAAGAUCAUUUAGGGAUGGAGAUACGAACAAUCCAAGGCAAAACACAAUUGUCUAAAGGUGAAAAGCUGCAGUUUGUUUUCCGGAAUAUCAACCCCUCCGAUCAGGACAGUGCCUACGUGGUCACAAUGGGGAUUAAAGAAGAUGGAUCCUACCAGAUUGUGUCCAGUGACCCCGCGCUCGAGUGUUUGCCAGUCUUGGAAAGUCGGCUUCAGGAGACCAAUAACUUAGCAGCAUUCCUGGCAAACGUCAGAAAGGAGUUUAUCUCCCAGAUUCGAUCCUAAAAUUGAAAUACGGGGAGGAUAAAAUGCCGAGCAAGGACUUUCUUACAGCAACGGCGAGAUCGCUAAAGUGAAUAACAGGAAAUGUUUAAAAGAAUGAAUAAAUUAAGUUAAUGCAUAAACGCCGUUGUUUUAUUUGUAUUAAUCAAUUCAUUCAGUUAACAUUUUUCAUUUAUUUUCUCAUGUCAUUACUUGGUUUAAAGUGGGUCUGGAUAAGUGUACAGUUUUAUUUUUCUGGGCUUUGUAUUUACAUUUGUAAUCAUAUUCUGUUAAAAUACAUAUUAACCCCUUACAAUUUUGUGUAUAUAUAUAUAAUUUUGUGCGUGUAACUCCAUGCUUUUGUUUUUAUUAUUAAUAUUUUAAAUAUCAGUCAGUACAAGUAGAAUUUGUAUUUGUCUGUUUUCAUCACGUGUGGCUCUUGAACAUGAUUUAGUGUGUCUUCUGCAACUCUGCUAAGUCCGUGACAUCAGUCAGGCAUCCGAUGAUUCCACGCUGCUCAACGCCGGCAGCUCCUCCACAUAGGUGGAAGGAAAAUAGCCUUUCUUCUUGAGAAGUUCGCCAAACCACCAACCGUUCUCCUCUUUUCUGUAAAUGUCAAGGACAUCUCCUGUGAAAGAAAUCCAGUAGUUUUAUCCGCUUGUUAAUAAAGCGCUACCGCUUUAGGUCAUCUGCUCGUGAGGGGCCACUCACCUUCUUUCAAAGUCAGCUCAUCGUCCCCCUCCGGCGUGAAGUCGUACACGGCUCUGCAUGUCCCCACGCUGCACGGCUCCAGCGCCAUUUCAGCUGUUCAAUGUUGAUGGUUUUCAUUGCUUUAAUUUCAUGUUGAAAUUUCAAACGUGCUGAAUUGAAAAUAAAUCUUAAAGCCAGAAA